Molecule: messenger RNA, 939 nt
Organism: Malassezia restricta
Lineage: Eukaryota; Fungi; Basidiomycota; Malasseziomycetes; Malasseziales; Malasseziaceae
Exons: 1
Coding region: 1-939 (312 amino acids)
Source: RefSeq, a predicted model, not a curated record
AUGCAACCAUUGCGUUGGGUGGCGAUACUAUGGUUCUUGUACGCCUCUUUGGCAAUGGCGCAACGCAGGAGCCCAAGCUCGAGGGCGAGCUCAAUAUCUUCUAGAUCAUCUAGGCGCAGUACGUUAUCACGGAACAGAACCGCCUCUACGACCAAGCCAUCUUCGCCGCCUUCGCCGCCCCUGCCCAAGGGCUUCAUGAACCCAUUAGAUACCGGAGGAAGUAUGUUGGGCCAAUACCCUGAUCGUCCAUAUGAGGGCGAGCCGUUGAAUGUGAUCAUCUCCAACACUUCGUCGCCGGAUGUGCUCAAGCCGGAAGGAUUCCUGAUAUGGGCGACGGCCCUUGGCUUCGGUGUCUCUUGUCUUGGUCAAGGUGAUUCCCAGACCAUCAUGUAUGCCAACUUGGGGAAUGGGAAUCGAAAUGUAAAGCAAGGCUCGGAGUCAGGUUUGAAUGGAGUGCUGCGAUGGAACUAUGGAUUCCCUGACGUGGGAACCUGCAAGGAAUCCAUUGUGGGAGGGAAUCAUUUUCGUUGGUUCCAGCAACGGCUACAUAUGGACAGGUCUAUCUUUAUCUCCGUCUCGCUCGAACAAAGCUUAGAAAAUCUGCAUAAUAUCGAACGAGAUGGAUACAAUCGUGGACGUGAUGAUGUGAUUGAGAGGGCUACGAACCCCGAUGGCAUUGAGUGGGAGGGCAACAAGUUCCGCGCCACUGUACAGUGGAUCGACUCAGGAAUCCUCAUGAAUGCCACAUCUAACAACAUCAGCCACGCAGAAAUGGCUGCCAAGGGGCAGCCUGUCGUGGAUGGGCGCGUAGCUGUGCUAUACAUCCAGACAAUCGCACGAUCCGAUGGCGAACCCCCCAAUGCCGCUGCCCACGUGGUGCUGCCCAUUACGGCACUUUGGAGCGUGUUGCUCGGCACGAUGUUGAUUCUUUCCAUGUAG